Molecule: messenger RNA, 1696 nt
Organism: Durio zibethinus
Lineage: Eukaryota; Viridiplantae; Streptophyta; Magnoliopsida; Malvales; Malvaceae
Product: D-aminoacyl-tRNA deacylase-like
Biological process (GO): D-amino acid catabolic process
Molecular function (GO): D-aminoacyl-tRNA deacylase activity
Source: RefSeq, a predicted model, not a curated record
CCGCCUAGAAGUCACAGUUCACGCAUCUGUCUCGUCAAAACCUCGUUGGCUUCGGCAACCGGUGGGCCCAGCUGCUUCUGUUUCUGUGGGCCCAGCGGCGCAGCCAAAACCUUCACAAUUCACACGGCUGUCUCACCUCUAUAAAUUCUGCAACUCUGACGCGAAAAAUUGUUUGUAAAACCCUAAAAAUAGGAAAAAAUGGUGAUAAUACUUGUAGCUACAACCACCGAUCCCGCCUCAAUUAACCCGGCCGCCGCCCUCUUAGCCUUGCCCGGUUGGCUUCCCGGUCCUUCUUUGUUCCAGGACAUAAAAAGCUUUACUAAUCAAAACGUGCGGUUACUACAACACGACAAAGGCAUUGUCGACGAGGACGAUUUGGAUCGCCGAUGGGAAGAAGCCACCGGCGAGACUGUCGAUGAGCUUAUUUUCUUCAGUAAACACACCGCCGUUUCCAACCGCCCUGCUCUAACUGUCCACCCAAUCGGGGUGCCUCAUUUGCGUGAAGGUGACGUUCUGCCGCAGGGUGGGAAGCCCGGUUGGGCGGCGCUGCCUGACCCUAGGAUAGGGCCCUGGCUUAGGCUUUUGAAGGAAAUUGCUCAGUCUCAUAAUUUGGUUCCUGAAUUUGAGGUAACUUUGGAGGCUACACACCAUGGACCUUUAACAAGCAAACCAACUCUGUUCCUGGAGAUUGGCAGUACAGAUGAGUACUGGAAGAGGCAAGAUGCUGCUCAAGUCAUGGCUCUAUUAGUUUGGGAAGGACUUGGGCUUGGAGGUGGUGAUGCAGUCGGAAACUGGGGCAGGGAGAAUGAUAAAGCCAAAGUGCUUCUCGCAAUUGGUGGUGGACAUUAUGCUCCUCGACACAUGGAUAUAGUCAGAAAAGAUGGUGUUUGGGUUGGCCACGUUCUUUCCUCAUAUUCUUUGCCAAUGGAAGAUCCAAGUCAGUCAAAAGUUAAUGGAAGUACAGAUGGUAUUGGUGGAACGUGGAGACAAUCAAUUAAAGUUGCAUAUGAGGCUACAAAAUCAGCUUUCCCCGGCGGGGAAGUUUUGGCGCAUCUUGAUCACAAGAGUUUCAAGAGCUGGCAGAAAAAUGCAAUUACUGCAUUUUUAGGUGAGCAGAACAUUAAAAUUGGCAAGCCAAAUGAUUUCAUUUGAUUGGUGUUGGUUUUUGGAUGGUCCCCAGCAAUAACUGUGCUAGGGAUUUUUUCCGAUGCAGAAGAUUUAAUUAAUACAGAAUCUAGCCAAUAGGUAUUCAGUAGCAUCUGAGCAAUUUUGGAAUGUUUUUACCACAAUAAAGGACAAAUAACACAGUUGAACAGCCUGCGUGAGGAUAUGAUCACAAAAGGCACUGCUGAUACAUAAAUGAUUUAUGCUUCGUAUUUGUUUAUCAAAUCUUGUUUUACUUUGUUCACUUGUUGUUACAGGCAGUUGAAUGAAAUUGUGACAAGUAGUUAAGAAGUUUAUUGUUUAUACCCUGCUGCAUUUAUUGCUGAUCUUAGAGUUUGGAGAUCAUGGGCGCAUUUUCUAUAUUUUAAAAAAGCAGCAUCUUUUGCCUAUCAUCAUAUAUUUUCCUUGGUGGAAAGAAUACAGUAGCAUGGAGAUUCUAAAAAGAAUUAUAGGUGUUGAAAUUUAAAUCCGGAUAUCACCUCGUAAAGUAGUUGCAUAAAUUGAUUGAGAUAAGUUCUAGAUUCAUAUCAAC